Molecule: messenger RNA, 539 nt
Organism: Carcharodon carcharias (great white shark)
Lineage: Eukaryota; Metazoa; Chordata; Chondrichthyes; Lamniformes; Lamnidae
Product: troponin C, slow skeletal and cardiac muscles
Exons: 6
Coding region: 186-539 (117 amino acids)
Cellular component (GO): myosin II complex
Molecular function (GO): calcium ion binding
Source: RefSeq, a predicted model, not a curated record
ACAUUGUGGGCACCUACUCUGUGAUCACUGAAAAGAAAACUGAGCAUGUGGGAACCAAUGCUCCCUCUCCGUUGCAGGUUGAGCAACUGACUGAGGAGCAGAAGAAUGAGUUCAGGGCAGCUUUUGAUAUUUUUGUGCAGGAUGCUGAAGAUGGAUGCAUCAGCACCAAAGAGCUUGGCAAAGUGAUGCGCAUGUUGGGUCAGAACCCAACACCUGAAGAAUUGCAGGAGAUGAUUGAUGAAGUGGAUGAAGAUGGCAGUGGAACUGUUGACUUUGAUGAAUUCUUGGUCAUGAUGGUGAGGUGUAUGAAAGACGAUAGCAAAGGAAAACCAGAAGAAGAGCUGGCAGAAUUGUUUCGAAUGUUUGAUAAAAAUGCUGACGGUUACAUUGACCUCAAUGAAUUAAGAACAAUGCUGGUAGAAACAGGUGAAUGUAUCACCGAUGAUGACAUUGAAGAGCUCAUGAGAGAUGGUGACAAAAAUAGUGAUGGAAAAAUCGAUUAUGACGAAUUCCUGGAAUUCAUGAAAGGUGUUGAGUAA